Molecule: messenger RNA, 1632 nt
Organism: Megalops cyprinoides (Indo-Pacific tarpon)
Lineage: Eukaryota; Metazoa; Chordata; Actinopteri; Elopiformes; Megalopidae
Gene: cpn1
Product: carboxypeptidase N, polypeptide 1
Exons: 9
Coding region: 72-1400 (442 amino acids)
Biological process (GO): proteolysis
Molecular function (GO): metallocarboxypeptidase activity; zinc ion binding
Source: RefSeq, a predicted model, not a curated record
ACACAGGCAGACCCACAGACAGGCAGGCAGACAGAUACACAGACAGGUAGACUCACUCACAGGUGUGGAAGAUGUGGAGCUGGGCUCUGGCUGGCGUGCUGUUCCUUAGCACGGUGCAGGCCAUCGAUUUCCGCCACCACCGCUAUGAGGACCUGGUGCGGGCUCUGCUCAGCGUGCAGAAUGAGUGUCCCUAUGUCACGCGUGUCUACAGCAUCGGCCGCAGCGUAGAGGGCAGGCACCUGUACGUGCUGGAGUUCAGCGACCACCCGGGGAUCCACGAGCCAAUGGAGCCGGAGUUCAAGUACGUGGGGAACAUGCAUGGAAACGAGGUUCUGGGCCGGGAGCUGCUAAUCCAGUUCUCUCAGUUCCUGUGUGAGGAGUACCGAGCAGGGAACCAGCGCAUCACCCAGCUGAUCCAGGACACCCGCAUACACAUCCUGCCCUCCAUGAACCCAGACGGCUAUGAAGUGGCGGCCCAGCAGGGACCUGAAUUCAAUGGCUACCUGACAGGCAGAGGAAACUCCAGGGAGGUGGAUUUAAACAGGAACUUCCCCGACCUGAACUCUCUCAUGUACUACCACGAGAAAACCGAUGGCCAGAACCACCACCUGCCCCUGCCAGACAACUGGGAAGAACAGGUUGAGCCCGAAACCCUUGCAGUGAUCAAGUGGAUGCAGAACUACAACUUCGUCCUGUCUGCCAACCUGCAUGGUGGGGCAGUUGUGGCAAACUACCCCUUCGAUAAGUCCCGGGACCCCCGCAUGAGGGGCAAGACCACCUACUCCGCCACGCCAGAUGAUAAGAUCUUCAAAAAGUUGGCAAAGACCUACUCGUACGCCCACAGCUGGAUGCACAAAGGCUGGAACUGCGGGGACUAUUUUGAUGAGGGGAUCACGAAUGGUGCCAGCUGGUACUCUCUGUCCAAAGGAAUGCAGGACUUUAACUACCUCCACACCAACUGCUUUGAGAUCACUCUGGAGCUCAGCUGCGAUAAGUUUCCCCCUGCAACUGACCUGCAGAAGGAGUGGCUUGGCAACAGAGAGGCCCUUGUGUCCUACCUGGAGCAGGUACACCACGGCAUCAAGGGUAUGGUCUACGAUGAAAACAACAACCCCAUCGCUAACGCGGUGAUCUCAGUUGCGGGGAUCCACCACGACAUUACCAGCGGGGCGGACGGAGACUAUUUCCGGUUACUGCUGCCCGGCACAUACACCGUGACCGCGUCCACGGAGGGUUACCUGCCUUCCACCAGCACGGUGACGGUCGGCCCGGCGGAGGCCAUACAGUUGCACUUUUAUCUGAAACCUGCACCGAAGGACGUAAAUCUCAACAAAAACCUUCUCAACAAGAAGGAGACGCACUCAGGAAAGACCCCGCUGCGGAACCCGGGGCCUAGAUGAAGAAAAAGGAACGCUAUCUGAAAGUUCAACUCUAUAUUCCUAUGCAAAUCUUCUUUUUUUUUUAUCAAACCUCAAAUGUUUAUACAUUUAAUAGCUUUUUUUCUGAAUGAAUUGCCUAUUUUGUUCAGUCUAUCAUAUUUAUAAAUAGACACGAUUUGUAUGUAUUGUAUAAUUGUGUGACAUGCAUUGAAAGAACUAUUGCAAACCGCUGUAAAAUACAGUAGGCCUAUGU